AUGUCUGCUCAAGCGUCCACUGCGGCGAACAACAAGCCGUCGACAUCCAGUGGCCCUAGCUCUGCAGGAGUUGAUGAUAUAGAAAAGCUCCUCAGUCGGGAAGCUACUGCAUUUCAACGGGAGAUAGAGGUUGAGCGUAUCUUAAAGGCUUUCAAACUCAACCCGUAUGAAAUUUUAGACAUAACGGAAGAUGCCACGGCUGAGGAAAUCAAGAAGAAGUACAGACAGCUCUCGCUCUUCAUCCAUCCUGACAAGACGUCCCAUGCCCGUGCACCAGAUGCCUUUGACCUUCUAAAAAAGGCGGAAGCUGAGCUCUCCGACAAGGCCAAAAGAGAGGAAGUGGACGCAGUCAUCAACCAAGCACGAGCUGUCCUUCUCAAGUCUUUGUCACUUCCUACAACGACGUCCAAUGGCGAUUCACGCUUGAAGGAUUUGACUCCUCCUUGGCGUCAGCAGCUUCUUGCGAAAGCAAAAGAGCUCCUGAUUGACGAGGAGGUUAGACGGAGAAAGGCCGUCAAGAUGAACCUAGCAAACGAAGGUCUUGAGGCGCGCAAGAAAGAGGAAGAAGUCACCGCCAGGAAGCGCAAAGCUGAAGACGAUGCGCGUUGGGAAGAAAACCGCGAGCAGCGCGUAGAUAGCUGGCGUAACUUUUCCAACACGAAGAACAAGAAGAAGAAGCAAAAGGUCGCAAUCUUAGGCUGA
This is a messenger RNA of Fibroporia radiculosa, 702 nucleotides long. RefSeq lists its product as uncharacterized. The record is from RefSeq and is a predicted model, not a curated record. The transcript has 6 exons. The coding region runs from base 1 to 702 and encodes 233 amino acids. Lineage: Eukaryota; Fungi; Basidiomycota; Agaricomycetes; Polyporales; Fibroporiaceae.